AUUUUUCAACCGUUCUCUUUCACAGUUACAACAAGCGCACUCCUUCGAAAAAAUAAAUAAAAAUUAUUUCAAUGUAAAAUUUCUAUGUUUUUUCUUGUUAAUUUGUUGUUAUAAAUAUCAAAUAUUAUACACCUAAAAAGCUACAAACAAUAUAACAAAUAAAAGUGUUGUUUUCUUCUGUUAUAAACCCAGUUUUUCAUUUUAAUGUGUUUCCAUUUUUUGUUUUUUUAUCAAAUUUUGUUAAAUUGAAAGAAUCAAACAAAAUGAGUGCCUUUGAGGUAAACAUUACACCGUCCCGACUGAAAGCCAACAAACGAAAUGAAGGCCGUGAGCCGACAAGCGUUGUAAUGGCUCCAUUCUCGUCCAAAGCCAUUGUCACUUUCGAAGAUGUGCCAGUGUCAAAGACAGCUAAAAGAAUCUUGAAGAUUUUCAAUCCUUCUAGCGAUGAAAUUGAGGUACAUGUAACAAAAUUCAUUCGUGCUGAGCACAAUGUUACCAUUGAUUGGACAUCAAAUGUUGUACCUGCUGAAGAACAAAUUGAAAUGGAAAUGAUUUGGAGUCCAUCAAUCGAAAUUGCCUGCAAGGAAACCCUCCAACUGACUGACAAUAGAAAUUUUCGAAAAGACAUUAUGGUUAUACUCAAAUCAAUAAGCAAUAAACCAAUUUCUAAGAACAUCAAACGCUUCCCAACAAUCUCGUCAUCCACAUCGGGUCACACCAAAGUACUCCGCCUCAAAUCGCCAACCCAUUCCAAGCCAAACACUCAAUCCCAACAACGUCGAAAUAGACAAUCACUAAAUUACAAAGCCCAAAAGACUGAUCGAAUGUCCCCAGUUGCUAAAAAGCACCAACAACAACAUUCACAAAAGAAACAAAUCUCACCGUUGGUCGAACGUAACAUUCCACAGAUAGUUUUCGAAGAUAUGAAAACAGUUCCACCGUCACAAACCCAAGUUCGUUCAUCGUCAAAUAACCACAAAGAGAAUGUGAGUCCUCUAACACCUGGAAAUGUCCUCGAUCUAAUUGAUAAAAUGCAAUUUACUCCGGCAACUGAAACAAAGCUAAAACUAGGACAAGGUAAUGAAUUGGAGUAUCUUUCAUCCCUCCCAACGCCAAUCAAUCGUAAUGCCUCGAAUGUUGACGAAAACUUUCAAUCACGACAACUUCGACCACGACGACUUGUUGCCGAUCCAUCCGAUGAUGAAAUCAGUCCAAUGAAUUUGAAAAUCGAACCUCGAACUACCAUCGUCAAACAAGAGUACACAGAAAAUUGUGAAAACGAUGCUGGAGCAAUGAAUAUGCAAACUCCAUUAAUCAAUAAUAAAACCUUCGAUUUGAAACUCUUGAAUAAAUCAGAUGGAUUAAGUGAUUCUCAGGAAAGUUUCGAAGCACCUUGCGAUCGUAUAGUUUUCAAUAAAACUACUACAGUCAAUACUCCAGCUCUCUCACGACCUCUAUCAAUGAUUGAAGAAGAAGAAACAAACAAUGUUCCUAAUAUUCUGCAAAAAACCUACGAAAUCAAAGUCGUCGAUGAACAAUUAAAGAGGGAUGUUAAGCUUGUUGGAACUCCAUUAAGGAAAUACUCAGAAUCCAUGAAGGAUCUAUCAUUGAAAUCACCAUUCUCGAAAAUCUCCAUCCAAGGAUCAAUGCCAAAUUUAAAUGAAAUGGAGAAUAUACAAUCCAUCGAACAAAAUCGUUACUAUCACGCUCCUAAAGCGCCGCCAACAAUCGAAAAGAAAUGUUUCCUAAAGCCAAAAGCCAUUUGUUUAGAUGAUUCUGAUGCAUCAAACAACAGUUUCACGAGUUGUGCUUCACAUGCUGAUAUUCUAUUCAACCAAAACGAAAUCCUGGCUCAGUCAAGUCGGUUUAAUUUGAAUGAAAUUGGUAAGAAAUCUCGAAAAAACAGUCCCGUUAGUGUGCCAAUUCCAAAUAAUCGCAGAACACCACCCACAAAGGCUGCAAAAAAACUGAUAGAAAGUCCAAAUAAGUCAGUUGGAACCAAACGUUAUCGAGAUUUGGCUUUACUGGAUUCUCCAGGAAGUGAUACAUCCAUCUUGAGUAUUCCUAAAGUAGUCACUGCAAGUGUAUCACCUCCAAAACGGGCCAAAUUUGAAUGUGACUCAUUUGCACGAACUUCCACCGGCGCCAGUAGCAAAUGGCCAAUAAUGCAACCCCGAAAGCCAAAGCUAUCUCGAACACUUUCGUUAGUAAAGAAGCCAAUUACCCCAAGAAAGAUCAAAGAAGAGCCAAUUGUCAAGCUCUACGACUCGGAGAUGUAUAUGCAAACUUACAUUAAUCCCGAUCCAUUUGCAGCAACUACAACCCGAGAUCCAUUCUUAGCUUCGACGAUGUAUUUGGACGAACGAGCUGUUGAAAAGCAUUUGGUUGCUUUUAAAAAAUGGCUAAAUGCUUUGGUGACUAUUCCAGCUGAUUUGGACACAGAUUGCAAUCAGAAAAUCGAUGUGGGACGAUUAUUUAAUGAAGUUCGUAACAAAGAGCUCAUCUUAGCUCCAACCAAGGAAGAGCAAUCAAUGAAUUAUCUUACCAAGUUUCGUCUUGAAAGCCUCCGACAGGAAGCUAUAAAAUUCUUUAUGAGCGAAGAAAUGCAGAUUCCAUGUUCCAAGGUGGCAGUUUAUGUCCACAAGAAAGCUAUAAGCAUUCGAACUGAUAGAAACCUUCAUCUAGAUGUCGUCAUGCAACGAUAUAUUUUAGAACUUUUGCUUUGUUUUAAUCCUCUUUGGCUUCGAUUGGGAUUGGAAGUUGUAUUUGCAGAGAAAAUUCAUCUGCAUUCAUGUUCCGAUGUUGUGGGACUGAGUACAUUUAUCGUUAAUCGUCUGUUCAAAGACAAAUUCCUGGAACAGAGAUACUCAAAGGCAUACACUCUAUCCGAUGAGUAUGCAGAUCAUAUUAAAAAAUUCACCCUUCAGAAGGUGCUUUUCUUGCUGCUCUUUCUGGAUAAGGCUAAGACCAAACGGAUUAUUAAACACAAUCCCUGUUUGUUCUUGAAGAAAUCUCCAUACAAGGAAGCCCGUGAGAUUUUGUUGAAAUUCUCCUGUGAACUUUUGGCAAACAUUGGAGACAUAACACGGGACUUAAAACGUCUUGGUUAUGUCCUUACACACAAGCAAAAUUUCCUAGAUGAGUUCAACUAUGCAUUCAGUAAUCUUGCCGUCGAUCUUCGUGAUGGAAUCAGACUCACUCGGGUAAUGGAAAUAAUUCUCCUGCGAGACGAUAUGAGUGAAUUACUCCGAGUGCCAGCAAUUUCACGACUCCAAAGGAUUUACAAUGUCAAUUUGAGUCUGAAAGCUUUAGCCGAUGCUGAAUUUCAACUUAAAGGUGAAAUAACUGCAGCGGACAUUGUCGAUGGUCAUAGGGAAAAGACUUUGUCACUUUUGUGGCAAAUUAUUUACAAAUUUCGUUCACCGAAAUUCCAUGCAGCGGCAAGGGUUAUUCAGUUGUGGUGGAGGAAUUCAUGGUUGGCAGUUUGUAUUCGCCGAAGGAUUCGUGUGAAAAUAGAAAAGCGUCGUAAUUUAGCGGCAACUGUUAUACAAAGUGCCUACAGGGGUUAUAUGUCCCGUAAAUACACUGAGGUAUUCCGAUGGGAAAGAACGAAUGCUGCCAUUUGUCUACAGAAAUAUAUUCGUCGUCAUUUGGCACAGAAACAGUUUUGUCGUACAGUGAACAGUGUUCUGUGUAUUCAGCGCAUGUAUCGGGCAGUCAAAUAUGGAAUGUUGAUUAGACAGAGGUUUGUAGAUUUCCGUAACAGAGUACUGUUGAUUCAGUGCUGGUUUAGGAGAAUAAAGUUUGCCCGGAAGCUGGAACAAGCAGCUCCAAUUAUUAAAUCCAUACAAGCUGAAGCUCUAUUACGUCAUAAUAAAUCCAUUAUAAUUCAGCGGAAUAUGAAAGCAUUCACAUUGAGACAGAAAUUCCGUCGGAUAGUUUAUGAGGUUGUCAGCCAAGUCAGAAGUUCCAAACUCGAAUACAAAAGCGCUGCUAAAAUACAAUCGUCUUACAAAAUGCUUAAACUUCGUCGAGAAUUUUUAAAGAAACGUGAAGCUGUUUGUAAAAUUCAGCAAAUAUGGAGAAGCUAUCAACAAAUGAAAGUUAUUCGCGAAGAAUAUGUUCUUCAGCGACAGAGUGCAAUUUGUAUACAAAGUCAUUAUCGUAGUUUUAAGUUGAUGCAAAAGGAAAGAUGCGAAUAUCUGCGAGUACGAUCAGUGGUUGUGAAGCUUCAGAAUCGUGUUAGGGCAAAUAAAUUGUGCCGAAUUCAAAGAACUGAAUAUUUGAAAAUUCGUCAAAGUGUCAUUGUUAUUCAGCAACGUUUUAAAGCUACUUUGGUUAUGCGAAGAGUUCGCUUGGAAUAUCAGAGACAACGGUUAAUGAUAGUUAAAUGCCAACAACGGUAUCGGGCUAUAUUGUGUAUGCGAAAACAACGUGCUGAAUACUUAGAUGUAAGGACUAAAGUAGUUUCAAUACAAAGAUUCUAUAGAGGAUGGAUCCAAAUGAAAAAAGAUCGAGCUGAAUUGAAGAAAGUAUUGAGUGUAAUUGCAAUUCAGCGGCGUUUCAGAGCAACUAUGUUGAUGCGAAAGGUUCGUAAAGUUUAUCAGGAAGAACGGUUUGCGAUAGUCAAAUGUCAACAACGCUUUAGAGCUAAUGUUUCUAUGCGAAAACAACGAGCUGAAUAUAUUGAUUUAAGAAGUAAAGUAAUUUGCAUUCAACGAUUCUACAGAGGUUGGCUGCAAAUGAAAAAAGAUCGCGCUGAAUUAAAGAAAAUAUUGACUGUAAUUGCAAUUCAGCGACGUUUCAGAGCAACUAUGUUGAUGCGAAAGGUUCGAAAAGUGUAUCAAGAAGAACGGUUGGCGAUAGUCAAAUGUCAACAACGCUUUAGAGCUAAGCUUUCUAUGCGCAAACAACGAGCUGAAUACAUAGAAUUGAGAAUUAAAGUAAUUUGCAUACAAAAAUUCUAUAGAGGUUGGCUUCAAAUGAAAAAAGAUCGAGCUGAAUUUAAGAAAAUCAUGAAAAUUAUUUUGAUUCAGCGUCGUUUCCGAGCAACUUUACUGAUGUGGAAGACUCGCAAAGAAUAUCAAAGGCAACGAUCAGUAAUAAUUAAGUGUCAACAACGCUUCCGAGCUACUUUGUCUAUGCAAAAACAACGUGCUGAAUACCUUAAAAUAAGAUCUCAAGUUAUAUGCAUCCAGACAUUCUACCGAGCUCGUCUUCAUAUGAAGAAAGAUCGUGCUGAAUACGUAAAGACAAGAAAUGCCAUUGUAAAAAUACAACAAAAACUACGUGCAACGAUUUUAGCUCGCAAAGUUUGUGCUGAAUAUAUUCGAUUGACGUAUUAUACAACUGUUAUCCAACGACAAUAUCGCGGUUUAAGACAAAUGCGAAUCGAACGAAGCCAAUAUUUGAAACAAAUAUCACAUAUUGUACAAAUUCAGCGCCGUAUUCGUGCUACCCAACAGAUGAAGGUCGCAAGACAACAAUUCCUCUUACUAAAGAAAUCUGCAAUAGUAAUUCAGCUAAAAUUCAGAGCUUAUUUGGCUAUGCGAUUGGAUCGGGCAAAGUUCAGGGGCAAAAAAUUAGCUGCCAUUUGUAUUCAGCAACGUUUCCGUGAGUACUUGAGCAUGAAAAAACAUCGCAAUGAAUUUAUUUUGCAAAAGCAAGCAGUAAUUACAAUUCAGCAAAGAUUCCGAGCUCUGCUUACAAUGAGAUGUGUUAAAUUCCAAUAUGAGAAUCUACGAAAAAACGUGGUGAACAUUCAAAGAAGAUGGCGAGCACAACAAGAAAUGAAACUUGUUAAGGCAAAUUAUGAAAAUACACGUAAAUUAAUUAUUACUAUUCAGCAACGUUUCCGUGCCAAAUUACUAGGACGUACAGUAAAGAUGGAUUAUGAAAGAGAAAGAUCAGCUAUAAUUGCUAUUCAGCGUCGAUUCCGCUCAAAAAUUCUUAUGAAACAAAUUCGAAAAAUUUAUACAGAGCGCGUUGAGAUGAUUGUGCACAUUCAGCAAAGGUUUAAAUCUUAUUUGCUGAUGAAAAAACAAAGAACAUUUUAUGUUAAACAGAAGCAAUCAGCUAUUAGCAUUCAGAGAUGGUAUAGAUCCGUUUUACACAUGCGGAAAGAAAAGAACACUUAUUUACACACAAAAACCUGUGUUGUAACGAUUCAAAGGUACUGGCGGUCUACACUGUACGCUCGAAAACAACAAUCUGAGUACUUGAAUUUGCGAAAUUCAGCGCUUGUCAUUCAACGAAAAUUCCGUGCAACUCUUGCCAUGCGAAGAGAAAGAAACUCUUAUCAGCAACAGAGAAAGAAUGCGAUCGUAUUACAGCGCAGAUAUCGUGCUCGACUCGCAAUGCUAAAAAUGCGCAGUCAAUAUCUUCUAAUCAAGUCCCUUAUUGUGUGUAUUCAAAGGAAAUUCCGUGCAAACAGAGCCAUGAAGUCCGAUCGACAGGCUUUCUUGCAAUUGAAAAAAGCCACGAUUUUUAUUCAGCAAAAAUUCCGAGGUCGGCAGCAAACUAUCCUUCUAAAAAACAGGUACACUCAAAUAAAAAGAGUGACUUUAGGUUUGCAAGCAUUUGGAAGAGGUUUCUUGGCAAGGAAACGUUAUGAAGAACUUAUGACACCUGAAUUCAGACUUCUUGUGUUGCAAAGGAAGUCAGCCGUGGUAAUUCAGCGAUAUUGGCGAGGCUAUCGCGUACGUAGACGCUGGGAAAACGUACGCAUCCGUACAAUCCGAGCAAAUAUUAAGGUUCUCAAGGAGAGCAGAAAUGUGUUAAAUACCAUCCGGUGGAAGGUACAGGAUUCUGUGCGCAUUUUGCGAGGAAGAUUUAGUGCUUCUGAUGCUCUAAAUGUACUUUCAAGACUUGAACGAAUGUCCCGAACAGUUCCUCACUUGUUGAUGGAACAUUCAGAUUUUAUAUCAACCUUUUGCUAUGGCAUAAUGGCUCAAGCGAUACGUUCUGAAGUCGAUAAGCAACUUAUCGAAUACUGCAGUCGUGUUAUAUUGAAUUUGGCCCGUUAUAAUAGCACAACGGCCAAUACAUUCCAAGAGGGUGGUCUGGUCACCAUCGCACAGAUGCUAUUGCGAUGGUGUGACAAAGAUUGUGGUAUAUUCAAUACCCUCUGUACACUUAUUUGGGUAUUUGCUCAUUCGCCUGAAAAACGACAGAAAAUCCGUGAAUUCAUGACAACAGCAGAAGCUAUUUACGUUGUACGAGAGACGAAAAAACUCGUUGCUCGGAAAGAGAAGAUGAAGAAAAAUAUCCGAAAACCGUUGAUGUCCGCUGCGGUUCGUGAUCAUCAUGGCAUUGUGUUUGGGGAUAAGGCUUUACCAAGUCUAGAACCAGAUUACGGUGUGAUACGCAACAAGCCAUAUGUUUUUAUAUCUUCAGUAUUUGGAUUUGAUUCGGUUCUUUCGAAAUUGAAGAUUGAUAUUUAUAGUUUUUAAUUUGUUCUAAUUAAUUAUUGUAUGUAUUGAUGUAUUAUAGUUUUUUAAUAUGUACUCAAGAAAAUGUUUUUUUUUGUAGUCCGAUGUUCUCAUUUAUAUUUUAAAUUGAUUAUAAUCUUUCCUUAUUAAUAGGGUUCCUUGCAGGCAACUAAGGGUUAUCCUUAUGAGUAUCAUUAUUGUUACAAUUAUAAUUGUUAAUGUCUAAGGUAUGUGUGUAAUAUUAUACAAGAAAAUAAAUUAUUUUUUCUAAAAAUGAAAA
Messenger RNA from Episyrphus balteatus (marmalade hoverfly), 7710 nucleotides. RefSeq names its product protein abnormal spindle (gene asp). Gene Ontology annotation, biological process: establishment of meiotic spindle localization; spindle organization; mitotic cell cycle. NCBI's taxonomy places the organism in Eukaryota, Metazoa, Arthropoda, Insecta, Diptera, Syrphidae. Bases 264 to 7451 code for a protein of 2395 amino acids. The transcript has 6 exons. The record is from RefSeq and is a predicted model, not a curated record. Gene Ontology annotation, cellular component: spindle pole. Gene Ontology annotation, molecular function: protein binding.